This is a messenger RNA of Austrofundulus limnaeus, 2714 nucleotides long. Its product is annotated as proto-oncogene vav. Gene Ontology annotation, biological process: cell migration; intracellular signal transduction; regulation of GTPase activity. NCBI's taxonomy places the organism in Eukaryota, Metazoa, Chordata, Actinopteri, Cyprinodontiformes, Rivulidae. The record is from RefSeq and is a predicted model, not a curated record. Gene Ontology annotation, molecular function: protein binding; guanyl-nucleotide exchange factor activity. Gene Ontology annotation, cellular component: cytoplasm.
GUGUGGGAGACGCCCAAUUUGAAUAAGUUUAGAUUAUCUAUAGAGUGAGUCAGAAAAUGGGUUCACAUCCCCAGAAAAUCACAACUAGAGAUGCAUUUUUAAAAGAAUUUCUGCACGUGAAAAAGCAUUUAUUAUGCAAAAAUAGGAUUUUUUUUUUCUGGACUAAAAUCAAGGCAGCUUUUCUUUCCAUCUCAGCUUGAGGACAAACUUCACAACUGAAAACUUCAUUCUGGUUGGUCUCCUCCUCUGAGGAUACUGUGGCAGCUUUAAUUUAGGGGCUUUUAUGACAUAAAGUUAAAGAACUUUGAAACACGACACUCAGUCCCUCUAAAGUUUGCAUAAUCGUGCGUUUUAUGGCCCAGCCUACUUUGAGCAAUGAUGCGUGAUUGCCACUUGCCUAAAUAAUGAAAUGAGUAAACUUCUGUCCACCACACCAUGUGCACACUCACCCAUAAUCUGUCUUCUAUAUGCAACAAACACACACAGACACAGACUUUCACAGGCAGGCUCACACUCCUUUUUUUAUCAGCUUGCAGCAGCAACAGCAGCAGCUUUGCGAGUUUGUGUGUGUGUGUGAGUGUGCGUCAGAGGAAAAAGGAAGUUGCGGGAUAAAGUUAAAAGCAUUCGACACAGUGCAGCUUUGCAGAACACCCACGAAAGGCAGAACAAGAGCGCCUCAGCCUGAAAAUGAGAUAAUAAAAAGUUAAAGCAGCGGCUGAACGUCGACAAAGCAGCAGAUAUAAAACUGCGAGGAGAAAUUGUCAAAAGGCAGAAAGUAUCAUCUCUGCGUUCGUCCACCUGCCAGAAAAACAAAGAUGGAGAUGUGGCGACAGUGUGCGAUGUGGUUGAUCGAGUGCCGGGUUCUUCCUGAGAGCCACCGAGUCACAUGGGAGGGUGCUCAGGUGUGUGACCUGGCUCAAGCUCUGAGAGAUGGAGUGCUGCUCUGCCAGCUGCUUAAUAACCUGAUUCCUCAGGCUGUCAACCUGAGAGAGAUCAACCUGCGGCCACAGAUGUCCCAGUUCCUGUGCCUGAAGAACAUCCGAACGUUUUUGGGAGUUUGUCAAGAGAGGUUUCACCUCAGGAAGAACGACCUGUUUGAAGCGUUUGAGCUGUUUGACGUGCGAGACUUUGGAAAGGUCAUAAACACUUUGUCCAUCCUGUCUCAUUCUCCUAUUGCUCUACAAAAAGGACUCCAGCCUUUUCCUUUGGAAGGAUCUGCUCCUGAUGAUGAGAUCUACAGCGGACUGUCAGACCAGAUCGAUGACACGGUGGAUGAGGAUGACGACCUGUACGAUUUUGUGGAGGAUGAAGACAACGAAGGCGAUGAGAUCUAUGAAGACUUGAUGAGGACAGAUGAACAGCCUGAAACUCAGAAAGUUGGAGUCGACAAGCGAGAGUGCUGCCUGCAGGAGAUCCGACAGACUGAAGAGAAAUACACGGACACACUGGAGUCUAUCUUACAGCACUUUAUGAGGCCUCUUGAAAAGUUCCUCCAGGCUCAAGACAUUGAAAGCAUCUUCAUCAAUAUAAAGGAGCUGGCUAGCACACACCGUAGUUUGCUGGACGAAAUUCGGAGCUCCGUCUUCCAACACAGCUCCAAGAAUCUCUACCAGGUGUUUGUGAACUACAAGGAGAGGCUCUUGCUGUACGGUCAUUACUGCAGUCAGGUGGAGGUUUCAACAAAACACCUGGACAAGCUCUCCGCCAUGAGGGACGACAUCAGGAUGAAACUAGAGGAGUGUUCAAAGAGAGCAAACAGUGGUCGUUUUUCCCUGAGAGACUUGCUCAUGGUUCCCAUGCAGAGAGUCCUCAAAUAUCCCCUGCUGUUACAGGAGCUGCUGAAACACACCACUGACCCCACAGACAAGGAAAACCUCCGAAUAGCUCUGGACGCCAUGAGAGACCUAGCACAGUGUAUAAAUGAAGUGAAACGAGACAAUGAGAUCAUUAAACAAAUCACCAGCUUUCAGAUGUCCAUAGAAAACUUGACUCAGUCUUUGGCUCUUUUUGGUCGGCCCAAGAUCGACGGAGAGCUGAAGAUCUGCACCUCGGAGAAAAAGUCCAAACAAGACAGGUACGCGUUCCUCUUCGACAAGGCUGUAAUAAUUUGUAAAAAGAAGAGUGGAGAGACUUUUGAGCUUAAGGACAUCAUUGAACUAAACCACUACCAGAUUCGAGACGAAUCCCUUGGGGAGAAGGACAAUAAAAAGUGGUCCUACACAUUCCUCUUGUUGGAGUGCUGUGGCAGGAGUGGCUACGAUUUUAUUUUCAAAACCAGAGAGCUGAAGAAGAAAUGGCUGGAGCAGUUUGAGAUGGCUCUGUCAAACAUGUGUCCUGACAACGCCACGACAAACAACCACGACUUCCAGAUGCACUGCUUCGAGGAAACCACCACCUGCAAGGCUUGCUCAAUGUUGUUAAGAGGGACGUUUUUCCAGGGCUAUCAAUGCUCUCGCUGUAAAAUGGCGUCCCAUAAAGAGUGUUUAGGCAGAGUGCCAGGAUGUGGACGAACCUCGGAAAAUUCUGGCACCCUGAGUAAGCAUAAAUCACACAAGUCUCCUAAACAUGCUAACAUUGGUUUCCCAAAGAUGGAGGUGUGUCAGGAGUAUUAUGGUUUGCCGCCGCCUCCCGUGGGCUUCGGACAGCCUCUUCAGCUUUUUAAAGGAGACAUCAUCGAGCUGACCCGGGCCGACAUCGACCUGGCCUGGUGGGAG